AUGGUCCCGAGCGCCGUACAGUCGGAACCCUCGAUGGAGGACCGGCAAUCUGGCGUGGACCGCCUCCAGACCAACUUUGAGAGCUCCUCCGAUACCCUUACACUUCUGCGCAGCUUGCCCGAGCCGCCAAUCGAGUCGCAGGUAUGCGUUAUUGGUGCUGGCCCGGCAGGCCUCAUGCUUGCAGCCAACCUGGGGCGCAUGGGCGUCAAGGUCGAAGUUGUUGAUGAAAGAGCUGAUCAGACGCCUGUGGGCAGGGCAGACGGACUGCAACCUAAGACGAUCGAGACAUUUCGACAGAUGCGCCUCGCGGACCCCCUGCUGAAGCGCGGCGUUCGAGUUUAUGACAUCUCUUUCUGGAGGAGUACCGCCGAGGAGCCGCUGCACAGGCUAGGUCGCGAGGUGCACUACCCGCCCGUCAUCGAUGUCCUGGACCCGUACAUUUUGUUGGUGCACCAAGGCAUGGUGGAGAGCCUCUUCAUUGACGACCUGAAGAAACGCGGCGUCGAGGUGCGGAGGAACACGGCUUUUGAGUCGUUCAGUGUCCCGGAGAACAAGGCUGGGCCCUUGCAAGUGAAUUGCAAGGCCAACGUUACCCAGGACCGGAGGACGAUAUUGACACAGUACCUCGUCGGCUGCGAUGGUGCGCACUCCAAGGUCCGCAAGAGCAUCCCCGAGGCGAAGGCCAUCGGACUUUCGCAGGCCGCCAUCUGGGGUGUGCUCGACGGCGAGCUGAUCACCGACUUUCCCGAUAUUUGGUCCAAGACUCUUGUCUACUCCCAGGAGCAUGGAUCCAUCCUCAUCAUUCCUCGCGAACGCAACAUGACGCGAUUCUACAUUGAGUUGAAGUCUGCUGGUGCAAAGGUCGAUAGACAGCAGCUGGGCCAAGAGUUUGUCAUGCGCCGCGCGAAGCAGAUCAUGGCGCCUUACAACGUCGAUUGGAAAUACAUCGAGUGGUUCGGACGCUACCAGAUUGGCCAGCGUGUCGCCAGCCGUUUCUGCGACUCGCACCUGCGCGCUUUCCUCGCCGGCGACGCCUCGCACACUCACUCGCCCAAGGCCGCUCAAGGCAUGAACACGUCCAUGCACGACUCAUGGAACCUUGCCUGGAAGCUCAACCUCGCAGUAAGGGGCCUUGCCAAGCCCUGCCUACUCGAGAGCUAUGAAGAGGAGAGGAGGAAGAUUGCUCUUGACCUCGUCAACUUUGACUACGAGCACGCCAAUCGCAUCGCCGGUGGUGACGCUGUUGCUCUGUCCGAGAACUUCAAGACCAACGUGCGUUUCAUCUCAGGCGUCGGCGCUGAGUACGCCGAGAGCCCUCUCAACCAGACGGAACCCCAGGGUAUGCUCAUGGGUGACGCCCGGCCCGGUUGCCUGCUGCCACCGGCCAAGGUGACGCGCUACAUUGACUCGAACCCCGUCGACAUUCAGCUCGACAUUCCCAUGAUGGGCCAGUUCAGAAUCUACCUCCUUAUGUGGGACAUCCAAGCAUCUAACCCGUUCCUGGAGACCUUCUGCCAGGCCAUCGCCUCGACAAACUCGUUCAUCAGCAAACUGUCCGCCGCCGCCAGCGCCUCGUACGCGGCGCAACCCCGUCUGCCCUCCUCGGAAGACAUCUACUCGCGGCCGGAGCGUUACACUGCCGUCAGCCACCUCUUCACCUUUGCCCUCAUCAAGCAGGAUACACGCGGCUCACUGUGCACGAACAAGUGGCUUGGCAGUCUCGGCCCCGGCGAGGUCGCCAUUGUCAACGUUCGGCCCGAUGGCUACGUCGGCUCCGUCGGAAGGUGGGACUCGAGUGUUGACGACUCGGGUGUCGAGGCGGCCAGGUGGCUGGACAGAUAUUACGACGCAUUCUUGCAGCUGCCUAACGGCGGCGGGGCGGCAACAAGGUCGCCUUCUGCAUCUGCGGCGGGAACGACGCCCAUGGCGACCGAGUAG
Verticillium alfalfae VaMs.102 is the source of this 1938-nucleotide messenger RNA. Its product is annotated as phenol 2-monooxygenase. The record is from RefSeq and is a predicted model, not a curated record. Gene Ontology annotation, molecular function: FAD binding. The transcript is spliced from 4 exons. Bases 1 to 1938 code for a protein of 645 amino acids. NCBI's taxonomy places the organism in Eukaryota, Fungi, Ascomycota, Sordariomycetes, Glomerellales, Plectosphaerellaceae.